Molecule: messenger RNA, 2736 nt
Organism: Arvicola amphibius (Eurasian water vole)
Lineage: Eukaryota; Metazoa; Chordata; Mammalia; Rodentia; Cricetidae
Gene: Ogg1
Product: 8-oxoguanine DNA glycosylase
Exons: 8
Coding region: 211-1248 (345 amino acids)
Biological process (GO): nucleotide-excision repair; base-excision repair; base-excision repair, AP site formation
Cellular component (GO): nucleus
Molecular function (GO): 8-oxo-7,8-dihydroguanine DNA N-glycosylase activity; damaged DNA binding
Source: RefSeq, a predicted model, not a curated record
UGGGCCGGGUAGGGCUUUGGUUUCCUGCAGAAGGCCGGCCUACUAGGAGAGGGAGACUCAAACGGGGACCGGCCUUCCACCAGAUCCAGAGUCUAGGACCCAAGGUGCUACCCCCUGAGGGGCCGUGGUCACUUGAGAGCGAGGCCUUAGAGCUCUGGAAGGUCGGGUUCUGAGUAGCCGGGCCGUGAAGUGCGGGAGGCUGCUAUUCGAAUGUUAUUCGGCUCUUGUCUGCCUGGCAGCAUGAGGCAUCGCACCCUAACCUCCAGCCCGGGCCUCUGGGCCUCUGUCCCGUGUCCACGCUCCGAGCUGCGACUGGACCUGGUUUUAGCUUCUGGACAGUCCUUCAGGUGGAGGGAGCAAAGCCCUGCGCACUGGAGUGGGGUGUUGGCGGAUCAGGUAUGGACACUGACUCAGACCGAGGAGCAGCUCUAUUGCACUGUGUACCGAGAAGACAAGAGCCAGGCCGGCAGGCCCACCCUAGAGGAGCUGGAAGCCUUACACAAGUACUUUCAGCUGGAUGUCAGCCUGGCUCAGCUGUAUAGCCAUUGGGCUUCUGUAGACUCCCACUUCCAAACAGUGGCUCAGAAAUUCCAAGGUGUGAGAUUGCUGAGACAAGACCCCACGGAAUGCCUUUUCUCCUUCAUCUGCUCCUCCAACAACAACAUUGCUCGAAUCACCGGCAUGGUAGAACGGCUAUGCCAGACCUUUGGACCUCGACUCAUUCAGCUUGAUGAUGUCACUUAUCAUGGUUUCCCCAGCCUUCAGGCCCUGGCUGGUCCAGAGGCAGAGGCUCACCUCAGAAAGUUGGGCCUAGGGUACCGAGCCCGCUACGUAUGUGCCAGCGCCGAAGCUAUCCUCAAGGAGAAAGGCGGGCUGGCUUGGCUGCAGCAACUUCAAGCGGCCCCUUAUGAAGAGGCCCACAAGGCCCUUUGCACCCUGCCCGGGGUGGGCACCAAGGUGGCUGACUGCAUCUGUUUAAUGGCCCUUGACAAACCCCAGGCUGUGCCUGUGGACGUCCAUGUAUGGCAGAUCGCCCAGCGUGACUACGGCUGGCAACCUAACACAUCCCAGGCUAAGGGCCCGAGCCCUCUGGCCAACAAAGAACUGGGAAACUUUUUCCGGAAUCUCUGGGGACCUUAUGCUGGCUGGGCCCAAGCAGUGCUGUUCAGCGCUGAUCUACGCCAAGCAAACCAGGCUCAGAAGCCACCAGCAAAGCGCAGGAAGGGCUCUAAGAGGCCGGAAGGCUAGGGCCUUCUUGGCAAUGCAUUUGAUGGCCACCAGCUUCUGAGUCCUCUUGUCUUCUGCCAGGAUUACCUCUGAGAAGGCACCCCUGUGAGAUAGAGGUUUGCAAGGUGAGGAGCUAGAAUCUCAGCUUCCCUUGCUCUCUCCUUCAUCCGCCGUAGCCUGCAUGACCGCCUGUGUCCUUCACUUUUCUACCCCCUGGCUCCAGAGGUGGUCACAUAAGCCAGACCUGGCCAGUCAGAGUUGUCUGUCCCCUGACUCAAUAACUGGUCACAUACGUGCCCGUUUCCUGGCACUGGACAGGAGGUACUCGCCUAGUAAGUUAGUAGGAUGUAACCCUGGAGUGGAUGGCAGAUAACUUUGUCAGUGCUUGAAGAGAAUCUGCUUCAGACUGAAGCCAACCAGAGGAAGCCAAGCUCAUAUGAUAACAUGUGAGCCAACUGGGCCUGAACUCUACUCCUGUGACAUUUGAUUGUGUGUGAUUGAUUUUUUUUUCUGUUAAAGUCAAUUUGAGUUGUGGGUAAUUUAAUGCCCUUUAGAACCUCAGAAUUAAACCAUUACCUGAGAGUGUUUUGAAAUGCAAUCUCAGGUCUCAACCACCCCAGACUUUCUAUCAAAUGCUGCAUUUUAAAUGGUCCAUGCCUAAUUUGUAUGCUUAGUGUGUUUAAGAGGCAGGGGUUUAUCCCAGACUCAUAGCAACAAAUAAAUCCAUUCAUCCUGGCACUCACUGAUCAAGGAGGAUCUACAUCUGUUUGUUCUCCCUGGGAGAAUAAGAAGUCCUAAGUCAGAAUCACCCCUCGAGGCAUUCCAAUCAUCAAGGACAACUAAUGACUGAUCACAACAAUGGUUUCCAUUCUUGGCUCCCCAAUUUUUUUCUUUUUUUUCAGAUUCAUUUGCUUUGAGGGUUUUGUCUGCAUGCAUACCUGGUGCCCCACAAAGGUCAGAAGAGGCCAUCAGAGCCCCUGGGUCUAGAGUUACAGAUGCUUGUGAGCCACCAUCAGUGCUGAGAACUGAACCUAGUCCUCUGCAAGAGCAACUAGUGCUCUAACUAUUGAGCCACCUCUCCUGCACCUAUGGCUAGCCCUAAAUGCCUUCCUCUAUCCUGUGAAAUGACCUCUUGCGUCCUUAGCCUGUUCUCAAGGCUUUGCAUUCUCUGCCCCUUUCCAUCUCUUGCAGCUUCAACUCCUCCCAGCCCUAACUCUGAGCUCCAGCAGACUCUACCUCUUUCUAAGGCAGCUUGGCCUCUGAGCCUUUGCAUGCUUUGGUCCCCCUGCCUUGAGUUCCCUUCCUUCUUCCUGGCAAGCAUAAGCCUGUCCUGUCCAUCUUCCCUUUCAACCUCUGGAUCUCAUGUCUCCUUCAGGGAGUGUUCUCCAGCCAGAAGAGACGGCUCAGCCUCUACAGCCUCAAUAAGAGCAUAAUAUACAUCUACCUGUCAUUUUGUGUCUGUCUCUCUGAGACCAGCUUGUAAAGGAAGAAACCUGGGUUGAGUUAAAU